Fundulus heteroclitus (mummichog) is the source of this 1842-nucleotide messenger RNA. RefSeq names its product ubiquitin carboxyl-terminal hydrolase 47. The record is from RefSeq and is a predicted model, not a curated record. Gene Ontology annotation, molecular function: cysteine-type endopeptidase activity; cysteine-type deubiquitinase activity. The transcript is spliced from 12 exons. Gene Ontology annotation, biological process: protein deubiquitination. Gene Ontology annotation, cellular component: cytosol; nucleus. Bases 156 to 1784 code for a protein of 542 amino acids. Lineage: Eukaryota; Metazoa; Chordata; Actinopteri; Cyprinodontiformes; Fundulidae.
AUGGAGGAGAAGCGUGUUUCCAUAACACCUCCAAACAAACCCAGGAGCGCCGCGUUCACCUCCAAUCUGUGCUGCUUUACCCUGGAAAUGCCCCAAACAUCUCACCUUAGCCGUACUAUGAAGGAUGAACCCACACACGUCCGAGAAACAUUCAAAUGCAAAGAUGUCAAAACCUCGAUUUAAAGUCCAGAAACAUGAAUCGCGUCACUCUAAAGAGAUUCACACAGAAACUGGAGAACUUGGCUGUCUCAGAUUACCAGGGCCUGCGCAGUCCUGGUUUGACCUGCUAUCUGAACAGCGUCCUGCAGGUGCUUUUCAUGACUGAAGAGUUUCGGGAAGCCGUGACAAGAGAUUACUGUGACAACCAGACGACCAUUGAUCCCCACCUGGGCGAGCUGUUCUCUGGUCUAGAAGUAGAAAUGGCCAAAACACACAACAUCGCAAAAAGACUGGGGAUCAGAGACGUUUACGAGCAACGUGACGCUGCUGAGUACUUUGAGAAGAUCCUCUGUCAGACCAGUCCAGAGGCGUCUAAGAUCUUCAGAGGCGAGCUGCAUCAUAAAACCACGUGCCUCAAGUGCUACCAGACGAGCCAGUCAAGCAACUUCUUCUGGGUCCUACCGCUGUCCAUGGGAGAUCCAAAGUCUAGAACCUUCUGUGUGCUGCAAGGUUUGAAGAAUUUCUUCAAGGCUCAGAGAGUCAGCGAGGACAACCAGAUCUUCUGCAGCCGUUGCAACAAAAAGCAGGACGCCGACACUGAAUACGAGAUGACGCACCGUCCAGAUGUUCUGACGCUGCUGCUGAAGAGGUUCUCCUUUGAUUAUCGGCGGGGCCGCUACGUCAAGCUGCACUGCAAAGCUGAUGUGGCCCAGGCGCUGGAAGUCCAGAGUCGCAGGUACGACCUCUACGCGGUGGUUCACCACUACGGCGAUCUGAUGGGAGGACAUUACGUCGCAGAGAUCAAAUCUUUUGAAACUGGAAGCUGGUACCGCUUCGAUGACAACACUGUCAGACGUGUCAACAAACCUUGUCCUGAAGAUGCAACUCAGGACUCAAGCUCAGAGACAGCGUAUCUCCUCAUGUACAAAAUGGCGAGAGGACGGGCCAAGAAGACUGAUGGAAGUGCUCCUUCGGAUGAAACGGGAGACGGGUGCAAUGAGGCAGAACCGAGAGAAGGUCUAGUUUCCGAACAUCUCCUGAAAACCGAAAGCCAAAGAGGAGCAGGCGUUCGGCAUUUAACCAACGAGCUGACGGGAGAGGAUGCGUCCAAGAAGAAACGUUCAGGCUCUAUCAGAAGAGGGAGGGGACCAUCGAACCAAAUCCCAGCGCAGGUGAUGCUACAGGGAGGCCCGUGGCUUCCAGCAGACACUGAUUCUAUGCAGCAAAUGAGCUUCAGCAACAGAGACACAUCCUCAUAUGAGACGUUUCAUCAAAGACCUGUCUCUGCUACUAACGGUAUAGGAGCAAACGCGCCCAGGGGAAGAACGAGCAAGAAUGCUACAAAGACCGUAACAAACAACCAUCUUUAUAAUCGCAGUCCUAUAAGAGGAAGAAAAGAGUCUGCAGAGGCUCCAGCUGUGGCAGCAAUACAAAAAAACGACCCGACCAAUGCUAAAACCUGGGGUGUGGACAACUAUAAUGCAAAGUCAACGCCUCUUUACUAUUCAGCCUCAUCCUCGACAAGAUCCUCACCGUCUUUCAGAACAGGAACUGGACCCAGUGUCCCAAAUCAUAAGGCAGCAGCAGAGCAAAGAUCUCUGAAAGUAAAAACACAGCGAGUCUAGGCAAGGAGACUGUCAAACCGUCCAAACCCAAAAUAAACAAAACGUGUUUAAAUAUGAA